UUCUCACUCUUCUGUUUUGAUUCUCUCUCUUUCUUUCUUGGAGGCUCCUUUAAAUAGGCUCUCUUUUCGAAGCCAUCUCUUUCGAGAAAAUAAGUCAUAAUCUUUUGAAGGAUAAUAGGUGGAGGCUUAGAGAGUGGUUCUCGGCGUUGCUGCAACUCCGAUUCAGGCGGCAAUUGGAUAUUUUCCCUGGUUUUUCUCGGAGCCUGAAAUCUAGAGAGCAAAAGUAGAAAAAAGGAAGGAAGAGAGAAAAAAUAUCUAGACCUAGGAUUUGUUUGUCUGAAAAUUUCUUGCUUUUCUUUUUCAAGGCCAAGAAAAUUUCGAGUUGUGUUUUUUUUUUAAUGCAUUGGAGGAUCUGAUUGGAGCGGAGUUUUCCUGUAUCAAGUAAAUUAGAUUAAGCGAUUAGAGGAUUUUUGUUGGUAUCGUGGAGCUGAGGUUCUGUUGAGUAUCUCUCCAAUGGCUGCUCAAUUGCAAAAAGCUGCAGAUGAAAUGAAGCGGAAGAAGCUUCACGCUGAUGCUUCCCCUGCUGAACUCACCAGUUCCAAUUUGGUUCCGUCCAAGGGUGCAAGUUCACCAUCUGACGCAACUUCAUGCAUAUCAUCUGUGGGAGAGGCCCUGGGUAGCGUUAAAGGAGAUGUGGAUCAAGAGCACUUGGGUACAGAUCAAGGUGUUCAAUAUCCUGUCAGUGGCUUUUAUGGAUACUACUAUCCAGGUUAUGGUGGUUCCUAUGGAGAUAUAGACAAUCAAGGGUAUUAUGUAGGUGCUGAUGUGGGGGAACUUCAAUAUCCUGUCAUGCAAGCAGAUAAUGGAUCUUAUGUAUAUCUCAUGCCAGGAUAUCAGACUGGCUACUCUUCAUACUUUCCUGUGAAUACAAUUGGUGCAGAUCAGCAAUAUGUUGGUCAUGUGUAUCCCCAUGGUUCCAUCUUUGAACAACAAAUUGCUUCACCUGGGUAUUAUUCAGCUCCUUUGUCGUAUGGGGAUUUGAUGCCUGCGCCCUAUUCAUUUGAUUCAUAUCCAACUACACAAGAUGGAUCACAUGGAAAUGUUUAUAGUGAAUUGGCUGGUAAACCAAGUGGGAAACCUAACUUGUCCUCCCAAAGUCAUUCUAGCAAUCUUGCGUCAAAGCCUGUGUCUCAUUCUAACUUGAGCCACCCAUUAGAAGUAAAGAGUUCUGCACCAUUAAAAGAUGUCUCUCCUGGUCAUGCUAAGCGUAACCAGAUAAAAUCAUUAAACAAGGCACCUGUUGGUGGUGCAAUCCUUCAUUCAGAUGUAAUUGCAAAGGGCUGCUUGCCUGUUACCAAGUUUCCCACAUACAACCAAGGAAAGAGUGGACUACUCUAUCCAAACAACUUGCUUAAUGUGAAAUCAAACACCAAGGGUUGGGUCAGCUCAGAAAAGUAUAAAUGGAGAAGCAAGGUCAGUGAUUCGGUUAAUGAACAGAAUCAUGGUCCUAGAACAGUCAAUGCUAAAGGCACAUUGAUGUCUGGAGGCAAUCCUGCUGGAACAUUGGCCACAGAUGGGAGUGGAAAUGGCAACAAAAACUCUUUGGUCGGGAUGGAUCAGUAUAACCUUCCUGAUUUCCCUACUAAAUAUGAUCAUGCAUUUUUCUUUGUCAUCAAAUCUUACAGUGAAGAUGAUAUUCACAAGAGCAUUAAGUACAAUGUGUGGGCUAGUACUCCUAAUGGGAAUAAGAGGUUGGAUACUGCAUACCAGGAAGCGCAAAAGCUGAUGGCAGAGAAAGGAAGCAAGUGCCCAGUGUUUCUUUACUUUUCGGUCAAUGCUAGUGGUCAAUUUUGUGGAGUUGCUGAGAUGAUCGGACGAGUCGAUUUCAACAAAAGUAUGGAUUUCUGGCAACAGGACAAAUGGAGUGGAUACUUCCCUGUAAAGUGGCAUAUUAUAAAAGAUGUCCCAAAUCCGCAGUUACGACAUAUAAUACUUGAGAAUAAUGACAACAAGCCCGUGACAAAUAGUAGAGACACACAAGAGAUAUAUCAUCCACAAGGCAUUGAAAUGCUUAGCAUAUUUAAGAACUUUGUGGCUAGGACUUCCAUAUUGGAUGACUUUGAAUUUUACGAAAGCCGUCAGAAGGUCAUGCAGGAGAAGAAAAUAAGACAGCAUAUGCCUAUUUCCAAUGCACAGAUAGAUCGGUUAACGACUGCUUUAGGUUCAGUAGACAUAUCCGCUGUGAAGAACACCGAGGAUCCCAAGGUGGUGGAGCAAGCGAAGGACUGAACAAAAAUGCCAGCCUGAUUCGUUUUCUGCGGAGCAUCAGGGCGGCGAUGCCACUGCCGGUAAUUGAUACAGUAACUGACACUGCCACAUGGGAGGAAAGAGCUGAAGGCUUUUGAUUUCAGCUCAGUACUGUUGGUCUGGAAAGGGUUGGGGGGGGGGGGUUCACAUGGGGAGUCUGUUGGCCAGAUCAUGGGAAAUCUUCUGGUCGAAAUUAAGGGUGCCAAGAUGCUCAAUUGUCAUUUACUUGCGUUCAAAUUAUUUUCAAUGUUUUACUAUUUCCCUUCUAGCUCUGGAAUUUAGCUGUUCAAAAUAAUGAUGUGAUUGGUUGUGGGUA
Neltuma alba is the source of this 2563-nucleotide messenger RNA. Its product is annotated as YTH domain-containing protein ECT4. The coding region runs from base 454 to 2229 and encodes 591 amino acids. Gene Ontology annotation, cellular component: cytoplasm. Gene Ontology annotation, molecular function: mRNA binding. The record is from RefSeq and is a predicted model, not a curated record. Gene Ontology annotation, biological process: mRNA destabilization. NCBI's taxonomy places the organism in Eukaryota, Viridiplantae, Streptophyta, Magnoliopsida, Fabales, Fabaceae. The transcript is spliced from 9 exons.